This is a messenger RNA of Dromiciops gliroides (monito del monte), 2572 nucleotides long. RefSeq names its product protein argonaute-2-like. Lineage: Eukaryota; Metazoa; Chordata; Mammalia; Microbiotheria; Microbiotheriidae. The transcript has 6 exons. Bases 1295 to 2422 code for a protein of 375 amino acids. The record is from RefSeq and is a predicted model, not a curated record.
UGUGACUCUCUAAGCGUCACGAUGCCACUCCUGUGAGGGGUAGAAAAGGAUAGGUCCUUCUCCAUCCUGAUACCAUGGCAACCACACCACUGCUCCCCAUCUGGAGCAUGGCCUCAGUGAAGCGAGCUUGCACUAGGGCCCCUGGCUCCCUCUGCGUCUUUUUUAUUUGUUCUUUCUCGAUCUUAGGUGAAUGAACAUCCCAUAGGACUGGUGGCAACCUUGUACUGUGCUAAGUGCUUUUACGAAUACAUAUUGGCUCAUUUGAUUCUCACGACAACACUGAAAGGUAAGUACCGUUACUCAUUCCUGUUUUACACUUGAGGCAACUGGGACGGACAGAGGUGAAGUGAUUUGCCUAGGACUGUGAUGCAGCUGGUUAGUGUCGGGCCACAUAUGAAAUCAGGUUUUCCUGACCCCAGGCCCAGAGUUCUAGCCAUUGAACCACCUGCAGCAGAAGGGCUAGAGCUGAUCAGGUGUGGCCACCUGUGGAGCACCAAUCCCAUGAGCUCCCGAAAGGAGGGGGCAAGCAUGCUGGUGCAAGGGAGGCCAGAAACAGAGUAGGGCAAAGCUCCUGUGUUAAUCAGCAGUGGGAUCAGGCGUCUGCCUGGCAAGGCAGCUGGACUUCCGACCUGGGUGAAAUGGGGAGCGCCAAUCUCAAAAUGAACAAAAAGAUUGUCCAGUUUCCGUUCUGAAUCAUCAAUUCUCCUUUUAAUUUUUCAUUAAAAACUCUAAUCGUCACUCUUUUUCUCUUCCUUCAGUUCCUUUAUUGAACUUUCCACCUACUGACGCUCUCGGGUCCAAUGCAUUCUCGCCUAGGAUUCUAGUUGGAGUUUUGGCAGAAAUCUCUCUUCUUCUGGAGUUUCAAACUGAGAUUUUUCUUACCCCAUCAUAUUUCUUCAGUGAAUUAGAAAUUGGUUUUGCUCAUUUCCUCUGCAUUUUUUGCUGUGUUAUCCCCUCCCCAUGGUGGCUUCCUUGGGAUGCAUUUGUUUCUUUUACUCAUUUUACUCAUCCGUUUUCUUGGUUAAAUGUGGUGCGUUUCCAGGUACUCUGAGGUGACAAUGGAAAAAAAUGAGGCUCAGAAAAUGGACUUGGGAGCAGCUAAAGGUAGAGCAGGAGAUGAUGUUAGAGAAGAUAAGAGAAGCUCACCAUGCUACUGUAAAGGAAGAAAUGAAGACCGAAAGAAGGGCAGAAUUGUCCUGGAGAAAGACUUAGCUGGGAGAAGACUUCAAAGGUCCUGUAGCCAUUUCCACGAGCGCUCGAGGCAGCAAGAGAAGCUGCCUUCCACGGAAGGAAAAUGAUCACCCGCUCUAAAAUGUCUAAGAACAAGAAUGAUGGGCCUGUGAGGAAAUCAGAACGCCUCAUGAAGAAGCAGCAGCAGCAGCAGCAACAGCAGGAGCAGCAGCAGCAGGAGCAGCAGCAGCAGGAGCAGCAGCAGCAGGAGCAGCAGGUUGCUGAGGAGCUGGAGAUCAAACAGGAGCAAGAGAUGAUAGCUGAGCCCAAGAGAAGAGGCCGGAAGAAGGCUACGCAGGUGGCAAAAGAUGAGAGCAGCGCUCCAGCUGAACGCCGUGGCAAGAUUGUCUCCAGUGGCCAGAUGGGCCCCAGUGGCGAGAUUGCCGCCAGUACCCAGAGUGGCGCCAGCGUCCAGAUCAAUCCCAGCAGCGAGAUCGAUUCCAGCAUCCAGACUGGCCCCAGUGGUCAGAUUGCUUCCCGUGGCCGAAGAAGACGCCGCCGGAGAGGGCGCCCUGCCAAGAUUGUCCAGGCUGACCAGAUUGACCCCCAAGGCCAGAGCAGCACCCAUGACCAGGUCAGCGCCCAUGACCAGGUCAGCAGCCAUGACCAGAUCGGCACCAAUGACCAGAUCGGCACCAAUGACCAGAUCAGCACCCGAGGGCGUGGCCGUGGUCGUGGCCGCGGGCGUGGCCGUGGCCGUGGGCGAGGGCGCGGGCGUGUGCAAUCACCUGGGCUUACUGGUUCCUCUGAUGAAGUUCUCCCUGUUGGCCUACUCGGCACCCGCAGCCGACCACGUCCUCAGUUCCAAGCUGGCCUCUGUGCCCAAGGCAGCACCUAUGACCAAGCCGGGCCCUAUGCUGAAGCUGGGCCCCAUGACCAAGCUGGGGCCCAUGCCCAAGCCGAGGCCUAUGAAGAAGCUGGCCCCCAAUCAUCUCAAGUACGUGUGAAGCUCCCACGCGGCAAGAAAGGCAUGAGAAAAUAUGACAAGAAAGGCCAGCUGACCCUGAAUGGAGAAGACCUCUGUGACUGCCUGGAGAGAGAGUGCGUGGGCUGCUUCUACCCAUGCCCCAAGUGCCAGUCCACCAAGUGUGGGCCCACCUGCCGCCGCAACCGCAAGUGGAUCUAUGAGGUCAUUACCAAUGAGGGCGGAGAAGUGGUCAGCACCUUCCCGUUUCCCCAUGCUAAGUAUUAAAGAAGUCAGGAGUCUCCUGCAGCUCUCCUCAGAGUCUCCCUUAUGCAGCUUAUAAAAUGGAAAAAAUAUAUUCAGAGAUAUACAUAUAUAUUUCAGAUAGUUAUGAGAUUCCAGAAGAGAAGAAUAUAUAUUGUUAAAGUGACAGCAGAU